Messenger RNA from Trematomus bernacchii (emerald rockcod), 1276 nucleotides. It is a transcript of the gene slc25a4, whose product is annotated as solute carrier family 25 member 4. Gene Ontology annotation, cellular component: mitochondrial inner membrane. Gene Ontology annotation, biological process: mitochondrial ADP transmembrane transport; mitochondrial ATP transmembrane transport. Lineage: Eukaryota; Metazoa; Chordata; Actinopteri; Perciformes; Nototheniidae. The transcript has 4 exons. Bases 76 to 972 code for a protein of 298 amino acids. The record is from RefSeq and is a predicted model, not a curated record. Gene Ontology annotation, molecular function: ATP:ADP antiporter activity.
CUUUGAGGGGCGUUGGGUUUCCUUGAGGACCUCGAAGAAGUUUCAGUCUCAUAUCUGCCCAGGAAAGAUCCAACCAUGUCGGACGCUGUGAUAAGUUUCAUGAAGGACUUUUUGGCCGGUGGCGUGGCCGCUGCCAUCUCCAAAACAGCUGUAGCUCCCAUUGAGAGAGUCAAGUUGUUGCUGCAGGUCCAGCAUGCCAGCAAACAGAUUACCGCAGAUAUGCAGUACAAGGGGAUCAUGGACUGUCUCAGAAGGAUCCCACAGGAACAAGGCUUCAUUUCCUUCUGGAGAGGCAACCUGGCCAACGUCAUCCGUUACUUCCCCACCCAAGCCCUGAACUUCGCCUUCAAAGACAAGUACAAGAAGGUCUUCCUCGGUGGUGUGGAUCAAAAAACACAGUUCUGGCGCUACUUCGCUGGCAAUCUGGCAUCUGGCGGUGCCGCCGGCGCGACUUCGCUCUGCUUCGUCUACCCUCUCGACUUCGCCAGAACAAGACUCGCUGCCGACAUCGGCAAGGGCCCGGCUGGGAGAGAGUUCACCGGUCUUGGAAACUGCCUCAGCAAGGUCUUCAAAAGCGAUGGCUUCAAAGGACUUUACCUCGGAUUCAACGUGUCAGUGCAGGGCAUUAUCAUCUACAGAGCCGCAUACUUCGGAUGCUUUGACACAGCUAAAGGUAUGCUGCCAGAUCCCAAGAACACGCACAUCAUCGUCACCUGGGCGAUCGCCCAGACUGUCACCGCUGCAGCUGGCAUCAUCUCAUACCCCCUCGACACCGUCAGACGUCGUAUGAUGAUGCAGUCUGGACGCAAAGGAGCUGACAUCAUGUACACGGGCACAAUGGACUGCUGGAGGAAGAUCCUGAAGGAUGAGGGAGGAAAAGCCUUCUUCAAGGGAGCCUGGUCCAACGUGAUCAGAGGCAUGGGUGGUGCCUUUGUGUUGGUGCUGUACGAUGAGAUCAAGAAGUACACAUAAGAGACUUCUCCCAGUCCCCAAGGAAACCCUUCACUUUGUUAAGGUCUUAUUUCUUGUAAUCGAGUGACAACAUCUUGUGGUGAAUUACAAUGUAUAGGCAUGUACAGGUAAACUGUUGACCUGGGUUAACAUGCCUCCUCAGAAAUCUGUAUAUAUCCCAUCUACAACGCACAGACUGCCUUUCAGUGUGACAGAAGUCAGUGUUUCAGUUGCUGAGGUCCACGUGUUGUUAUGUUGUGACCCCUCUGACCCAUGAAUUCAACCUCACCUAAUAUUUUAUUAAUAAUAAAGAUGUAUUAGUCUA